Messenger RNA from Linepithema humile (Argentine ant), 2386 nucleotides. The record is from RefSeq and is a predicted model, not a curated record. NCBI's taxonomy places the organism in Eukaryota, Metazoa, Arthropoda, Insecta, Hymenoptera, Formicidae.
CUAUAAAUGCAGGCUGUUGCUCAGGAAGUGCAUCUUUUGCAAGAGAAGUGCGCAGUGAGUUAAUAGUAACAUAAUUUAGAAGUCAUUAUUUCCGAAAAGAAUAAGCAAGUGAAAAAAAUGAUUAAAUAUAUAAUACUACUUGCAUUACUGCUGCUACCGUGUGCAGAUUUAAAAGAAUCUAUUAAAUUUAUUUCAACAAACGGAAAUGUUGAAAACGAAAAAUAUGAAAUAAAAAUCAUAAAAAAAGAAGAUACAAAAUGCGAAAAUUUGGAAACGCUGAAUUUAGAAGAAAUGAAUUUAAGGUUUAUAAAAGAAAAUAUCAUCCAGUGCAACGGGAUAAGACACAUAAAUUUGCAAAAAAAUCUGUUAGAAGAAAUACCGAACCUGACGUUAAGGAAUGUACCAUACUUACAUUGUUUAAAUAUGUCAAACAAUUAUAUUAAUCUUUAUAAUAUAUUAUAUUUACAACAUCAAUAUCUAAACGUAUUAGACAUAAGUUAUCAAAAUACGCCCAAUGAAUAUGAAAAUAUGGUUGUUAUAGACGAUAUAGAUGAAGAAUAUACAAGAGAAACAGAAGAUAUGUACCAAUCCCUGGUAUUCAACAGUACUGGUAUAUCUUUACCAAAUUUAAAAUAUUUAGAUGUAAGCGGAAACCAUAUAUCAGCCAUAGCUCACGAUUUUAAAAUUUCAUUUCCCCAACUGAUUCAUCUAUUCUUAAUCAAUAUUAAUGCGUUUACAAUAGACGAACAAUUUUUUCACAAAAUCCCGAACUCACUACGUUUCCUACAUUUGGAAAAUAAUAAAUUAAUAAAUUUGAAACUAAAAGAUAUUGCAAAUAUAACAUCAUUAUUUCUCGAUGGAAAUCCAAUAGAAAACAUUGAUAUAACUUCUAUGAAAUUACAAAUAUUGUCUUUAUCUAAUUGUACGAAACUUAAUACAGGUACUUUUAACACCCCAUCUUUAGAAUAUUUAGAUUUAUCAAAAAAUAAUUUAUAUAGUAUAUCCAAUAUUCGUUUUGAAAAUGAAUUAUUGCAAACGCUUUUAUUAGAUUAUAAUAAACUAGUAGAAGUUCCUGUAUUAACUACUAUUACACAACUUUCGAAAUUAUCAUUAAGUUAUAAUAUGAUUAAAGAUAUAUCAGCAAAUAGAUUCACAAAUCUCAUACACUUGCAAAAAUUGUCAUUAAAAGGCAAUGGAAUAGAAAACAUAGAAAAUAAUGCCUUUUUAGGUUUAAAAAAAUUAGAAUAUUUAGAUUUGUCAGAAAAUAGCUUGAAGAAAUUGCCUUCUAAUUGGUACUUAUCGCUUGUAAAUCUUCAACAUUUAAAUGUAAAUUCAAAUAAUUUUUCAACCAUUUUUGAUUUACCAAUUCGUUACAUUUCUUCAUUGCAACAUUUAUCUAUAAAAAAUAAUUUCUUUAACAAAAUAUCAACAAGAGAGUUAGACGCUCUCCCGAAUAUGACGACAAUCUAUUUAGCUUAAAAUAUUUUAGUUUCAUAAUAGUUAAUCAUAUUUUCAUGUAUUUUGUAUAUAUAAAGCUUCUUAAUCUUUAUAUUACUAUCACACAUACUAAAAAUAAUUUAUUUAUAAACUACAAAUGCUGUAAUACUUUGUUACAACUACGUUAAUUUUUCUUAUUGUAACUUAUACCAAUAAUGUAUUAUGAUUUUAUCACUUUUGUUAUUAAAUAAAACUUUUAGUUUCGUAUUUCACUGGUUUAUUCAUUUGGAGUUAUAUAAUUUUACCAACAGUCUAUAUUGUAUAUAUAAUCAAAAAAUUCGAGAAUCUCAGCAUGAAUCUGUUAGUUGAUACUGAUCGCGCAGUAACUUUUCUAAUUGCUGAAUACGCUGCUACAUUCUUAUAAAAAAAAAAUUAUUGCAAAGGUAGAAUUUCGAGUCAAAUAAUGUAUGUAAAACUUUAUAGAAUAAUUUUAUUUGUUACGAAUAAAUAUAUAUGUAUAAAGAAACUUUUAGUUCAGGAAAAUUUUGAAGUUAUUUUCAGAAUCCAUAUAUACAAAAGACAAAAUAAAAAUCAAUUAAUGUUGUAACUUUUACAAUAUGUGUGUUUAAUAGUGCAAUGAUUCAAGGCUUUUUUGCGUUAUCUUGUAUUGCUGCGUAAGAUUUGCAAUAAUGAAAAUUAUAUUAGGUUAGUGAUUAUGAUAUAUCAAGGGUCUGCAUUUCUCGGAAUGCUUCUUGCAGUUCAGAGUAUUUAUAUCAUUAAUUCUUAGCAACAGAUAUGGUGAUAAUUUUGAUAACUGUGUAAGACUAGCUGUAAGAAUGCAUAAAGUUUAUGAGAAGUCAUCCCCGUGGCAUACAAUAUGUUUCAAUUUUAAAAAAGUAUAAUAAUAAUUCUGACUAUUUUACAAUGUGUGAUUAUUAUUUAAGUUAUA